Molecule: messenger RNA, 2723 nt
Organism: Musa acuminata AAA Group (dessert banana)
Lineage: Eukaryota; Viridiplantae; Streptophyta; Magnoliopsida; Zingiberales; Musaceae
Product: pentatricopeptide repeat-containing protein At1g80150, mitochondrial
Exons: 2
Coding region: 454-1803 (449 amino acids)
Molecular function (GO): protein binding
Source: RefSeq, a predicted model, not a curated record
GCCUAUCGUUCCCUCCUAUUCUGUCUCACUCCGUCUCUCUGUCGCCGCUCUCGUGCCCGAAAAACUAACUCUUGCAAAACCCUAAGUUUCCUUUGCCGUUAGAUUUAUAAUUUAAUCCUUGCAUUAGAUAUCGUCUGGUUCUCAAAAGUUGCAGUCUUUUCGGAUUCACAAAUUCUAUUUUUACCUGUUUAUCGCCUGUUUCUCGGUUGAAGAUGGCGAUUUGAUUGUACGAUUCGUUAGGGGAAGACAAAGGUUCUGUCUUUCUUGCUUGAUUUGCGCGUGCAAGGUCAAUAAAUCUGGAAAAGGUUGUUUUCUAUGCCUGCCCGCAAUCUGUUUGUUGUUUUGUUCUAUGGACACAUGACGGUCUGAUGAGUUUUGUGAUUCAUCUUUGACUUCUGCCUGCAACGAAAUAUAGGAUUCCUUUUCAAGGGGAUAGGAAGAUAGGAAGGGAUCAUGCUAUCUGUUCAUACCAUUCGUCGAAUUUGUGCUGCGAUUGAUGCCUUUAGUGUGACUUUUAUAGCUGCCACUCUCUCGAGGUCAAGAAAGAAAACCGAUCUUUCAGUUUUGGCUAACGAGUCUAACAAUCCUGAAAAUUUCCCUACUAUCGCUGCUUGCAAAGCUGCCGUUUUGAAUAAGCAUCACAAGCUGAAGCCUCAAGUCGAGAUAGAGUCCUCGUCAACCAACACUGUUUCUGAUCCCUUACCCAUCAGUGAGCCUGCCAUCGUGAAGCUUAAGGCAGAGAAGGAUCCAGAGAAGCUCUUCCACCUCUUCAAAUCAAAUGCACAUAACCGUCUUGUAGUCGAAAAUCGUUUUGCAUUUGAGGACACAGUAUCCCGCCUUGCUGGAGCUCGCCGAUAUGACCUCAUCGAACACUUGCUCGAGCACCAGAAGACUCUUCCCCAGGGUCUUCGCGAAGGAUUCAAUGUUCGGAUCAUAAUGCUAUAUGGGAAAGCUGGUAUGCCUGAUCACGCCUUGCAGACAUUCCAUCAAAUGCAUCUAUUUGGAUGUCCCCGCACCGUCAAAUCAUUCAAUGCCACACUUCAGGUCCUGUCACAAGCCCGCAGAUUUGACGAUGUCCAUACGUUUUUCAUUCAGUGUGCUAACAAGUAUGGGAUUGUGCUCGAUGAGAUUUCAUAUAAUAUUGUCAUCAAGUCAAUGUGUGAAAUGGGUCGUUUGGAUUCUGCUUACUUGGUAAUGGUGGAGAUGGAGAAGGCUGGGCUGAAACCAGAUGUUGUCACAUACACGACGCUGAUGUCUGCAUUCUACAAGCAUGGACGUCGUGAGAUUGGUGAUGGGUUAUGGAAUCUCAUGGUGCUUCGGGGUUGUUCACCGAAUUUAGCUACUUUUAAUGUUAGAAUACAGUUCUUGAUCAACCGAAGGAGGGCUUGGAAAGGCAAUGACUUAACACACUUAAUGUGUAAUGCUGGUAUACAACCAGAUGAAAUGACAUAUAACUUGAUCAUCAAAGGUUUUUGCAUGAUUGGUGAGCUUGAGAUGGCCAAGCGGGUUUUCUAUGCUAUGCAUGGAAGAGGAUGCAAACCAAACAGUAAAAUUUAUCAAACCAUGGUUCAUUACCUCUGUGAAGGAGGGAACUUUGAUUUGGCAUUCAGGUUGUGUAAGGAUAGCAUGGAAAAGAAUUGGUUUCCAAGUGUUGGCACCAUUGAUAAGCUGCUAAAAGGCCUUAUGAGUACCUCAAAAGACCGAAAUGCCAGGGAAAUCAUGAAGUUGGUUAAGGCAAGAAUACCUUCAUAUUCAAUUAAUGAAAUUAAAAAUUUUCAAGGCAUAUUGUAUCAAAGUAGGUAACAAGCCAAUGAAGAUUUGGAAUAAUGUUGAUGUCACACGUUGGUUAGAAGACCAUGGUUUCUUUUCAACCUAUUUAUUUAAUUUAUAACUGGACAGCAGAAAUCAUCCUGGAUUGGCUGCUGAGGCUUGGGCUCUUUGGGUUCAGUGUCAGAAUCAUCUGAUUGUGAGAAUGCCAGACGGUUGAAUUUCAGGUCUCGAGAUGAAACAGAGAGGUUCGCUGUUGAACAGAUUAAAUAGCAAGAUUUGUGCAUCCAGUUGCUGAAAGAAAUUCAUGAGUGUCAUUCAGUUAAUUAACCAGAUGGUGUAUCUUACAGAAGGUGACUUCUCAAAAUUCUCCUUACAGGAUGAUUCCUUCAAUUGCAUUCCUUGCAAAUGAUUGCAAGGAACUGAGAGAAAGUCUGAGAAUGGUAGAGCCACUGCAUUUAAUUGCACUGGUAGUAUUCUGCAGCACGCCCGAUCGAAAAUGUCUUCUGGAUUAGGAAUCAACCAGCUUCAUAUGGUCCAUGAGGGUUAGCAACAACCUGGAGGCCGAAAUGUUCGUCUUCAUGACUUCAAAAAUUGCCCCUUGGUUACAAUUCUAAUAUGGUCCAGAAAAUGAUCUUGUCACAAAUUGGAAUGUUUUUGCCACUAUGGAAGCAGGAGCCAGAGGGACAGAAACCAAUUAAAUAGACAUGUAGUAUCUCAAUGCUCCUCAUGUCCAAGUCUAAAUUUUUAUCAGUUAGGUUUUACUUGAGAUGUUUUGGACUUGGAUUUAGGAUACUUUAAGAGAUUUCUCUUCAUUGUAGUUUAUUUUUCUCACAUGAAUAAUCUGGACUUUUCUUUAUGGAUAUAGAUAAAGGGGAUCGAACUAUCAUGUAAAUCUUGGGUGGACUUUUUGGGUUUGUGAAUUUUCUUAUUGAUUCUGGUGACUAUUCUUUUGA